Sphaeroforma arctica JP610 is the source of this 259-nucleotide messenger RNA. RefSeq lists its product as hypothetical. Gene Ontology annotation, molecular function: tRNA-specific adenosine deaminase activity; double-stranded RNA binding; double-stranded RNA adenosine deaminase activity. Gene Ontology annotation, cellular component: cytoplasm; nucleolus. The transcript is spliced from 2 exons. The annotation marks the transcript as partial. Gene Ontology annotation, biological process: RNA processing; adenosine to inosine editing. The record is from RefSeq and is a predicted model, not a curated record. Lineage: Eukaryota; Ichthyosporea; Ichthyophonida.
AUACUUGCUGAGAGAGAUUGAGCGUUUCUACAAUGGAAAUGGGCCUACCUUAGUGGCCAGAAACGAACGCGGAAAACUUCAGAUAUCGCCUGGCGUGGCACUGCAUCUGUACAUAAGCCAAACGCCAUGUGGUGACGCAUCGAUCUUCAAGACCGCUGCACAGAGCGAAAUGUCUGAUGAUGAAGGAGAGACGCGACAGACAACAUACGAUACUCAACGCACAGGCGCCAAGUGUGUGGCUGGCGGACCCCAAGACACG